CUGGUGAAUGCUAUCCAGACAGGUUCAAUCAUCAAUUUUGCAGCGGGUGUUGCAGCGCUACGAUCCAUCAUUUCAUUCAACGAUUUACACAUCAUCACACGUCGCUUUGUACAAAUACACUACAAAAUGGGACCGAACAAGCACUGAGGGAAACAUAAUCAUAUACCGCAGAACGACGUUGCCAUCUACUAAACUGGUUAUAUUCAAUAAGAAGGACAGAGGGGUGUUUGAGGUAUAUUUGGGUGGAAUUGAGGUGGACAUGGUGCGUGACAUUAUCGUGUUUAAGAAUGAGGCGUUUUGCUACGGAAUUUGGAUGGUUGUAGAGAGGGAAAGGGAGGUAUUGGUCGAAGUUGUUAAGAGGAUCGAAGAACGAAUGGAAAAAAGCAGAAAAUUGUUGGAUAAAAUACGUGAGUAG
Vavraia culicis subsp. floridensis is the source of this 415-nucleotide messenger RNA. RefSeq lists its product as uncharacterized. Gene Ontology annotation, cellular component: P-body. Bases 8 to 415 code for a protein of 135 amino acids. Lineage: Eukaryota; Fungi; Microsporidia; Pleistophoridae. Gene Ontology annotation, molecular function: enzyme activator activity; mRNA binding. The transcript has a single exon. Gene Ontology annotation, biological process: deadenylation-independent decapping of nuclear-transcribed mRNA; deadenylation-dependent decapping of nuclear-transcribed mRNA; positive regulation of catalytic activity. The record is from RefSeq and is a predicted model, not a curated record.